CUGCGCCAGCACACACACACGAGACACACACGCACACAAACGCGCACUCAACUUCCACAGUUUCUUUAUUUUCUGCAGGAAAAUUAGAAGCGAAACGACACGAAAUUCACAGUGAACGCGAGGCGGAUUCGCGACCAUAACGUAAUCAGAAUCUCGCUGGUGAUCCGGAGGCCAAGCGCCCACUGUGCGAUGCUAACAAUUGGCCAACAAACAGCUACCGCCGUCCAAUAACCAAUAGCGUAUUCGAUUUUCAAGUCGGAGUUGCGGAACGGAACCAAAUCGGUCAAUCGCCAGUCAUCGUACGUGGCGGUAUUCGCAGUUUCGAAGCAGGUGCUCCAUCCGGCCGGAGGAGUGUAUCACGAUUCCGGAACCGGUCGCCACCAUGACGGACGCCGCUGGCAAUGCGCUAGCCGAGAAGGGCCUGCCGGAGAUGAAAGGUUGGCUUCUAAAGUGGACUAACUACAUCAAGGGCUAUCAGCGCAGGUGGUUCGUCCUUUCGAAAGGCGUGCUGAGCUACUACCGCAAUCAAACGGAGAUUAACCACACGUGUCGGGGAACCAUCUCGCUGCACGGGGCCCUCAUCCACACGGUGGACUCGUGCACAUUCGUCAUCUCGAACGGCGGCACCCAGACGUUCCACAUUAAGGCCGGUACCGAAGUGGAGCGCCAAUCUUGGGUCACUGCCCUGGAACUUGCUAAGGCGAAGGCUAUCCGGGCCAUUGAGAGCGAGGAGGAGGAGGAGACGGAGACAGCGCAUGUAGUGCCCAGCCAGGAGAUUAGUUCUGUGGUUCGAGAUCUCACCGAACGCCUGGAGAAUAUGCGCACCUGCUACGACCUGAUCAACAAGCACGGCGCCGCCCUUCAGCGCGCUCUUAAUGAUCUAGAAACCAACGAAGAGGAGUCGCUGGCCAGCCGUAUGAAAAUCGUCAAUGAGCGGGCCACCCUCUUCCGGAUCACCUCGAAUGCGAUGAUCAAUGCCAGCAAAGACUACCUUCAUUCGGCGGAAGCCCAGGGACAUAAGUGGUCGAAAAUGCUGCAACACGAACGAGAGCAGCGCCAGCGGUUGGAGGAGAUGGUCGAGCAGAUGGCUAAGCAGCAGUCCCAGAUGGAACAGGCCGCUGUCAUGGUGCGCCAGAAUAAGCUGGUGCCGUCCAAUUCAGGUGGUGGUACAGCCGGUUCCCUAGUGACCUCUGAUGACGAGGUGGAGUUCUUUGACGCCGAGGAGCACGGUUACACUGGUGCCAGCCGCUCCGCGGAAUCGCUGGAUCGGGAGCGAGGUACCUUUAUCUUGAAAAUGAACAAGCGGCGCAGUAGCAGCGAGGACCAGGUGGAAGGCCAAUUGGAGGGAAGCUCGUCGGAGAGCGACGAACAGAAACGCACCGUGCAAACAGUUCAGCAGGUGUGUUUAGUGAGCGCGCCACGUGUGGCCUCUGGAGGGCAGGGCGAUGAUGACGACGUGGACAAAGCGGUGCCAGCCAAGCAAAGCACGGACUCUAUCUACGGACGCAACUGGAACCCGGAUCUUAUGAAGAAACGGCGCGAUCGAGUACCAGAUAAACCGAACCACUCCAUUAGUCUUUGGGGCAUCAUGAAGAACUGCAUCGGCAAGGAUCUGUCCAAAAUUCCUAUGCCUAUAAACUUUAACGAGCCGCUAUCAAUGCUUCAGCGCCUAGUGGAGGACUACGAGUACUCAGAGAUUCUCGACUACGCGGCCACAUGUCAGGAUGAGUGCGAGCAGCUGGCCUACUUGGCCGCCUUCACUGUGUCCGCCUACGCCACGACCACGAACCGUACCGGUAAGCCCUUUAAUCCGCUCCUGGGCGAGACAUACGAGUGCGACCGCAUGGAUGACUACGGCUGGAGGUGCCUGGCAGAGCAGGUUUCUCACCAUCCACCUGUGGCAGCGCUCCAUUGCGAGAGCAAGAAUUGGACGUGCUGGCAAGAGUUCUCCAUGACCAGCAAGUUCCGCGGCAAGUACGUUCAAAUUAAUCCUCUGGGCGGCGUCUAUGUGCAAUUUCAGAACAGCGGCAGGCGUUAUGCCUGGCGCAAGGUGACAACCACGGUCAACAACAUCAUUGUGGGCCGUCUGUGGGUUGACCAGCAUGGCGAAAUGGAAAUCCGGGGAUCACAGGCUGCAGAAGGACUCAAAUGCAUCCUUAACUUUAUCCCCUACUCGUACUUCAGUCGCGAUGUGCAAAGGAGCGUAAAGGGUGUGGUGAUGAACAAGGACAACGAGGUAAAAUGGGUGGUGCGAGGUACUUGGGACUUGAAGAUCGAGAUCGCACCGGUGCUGAAGACUACAGGAUCCCCCAGUAGUCCAACAUAUACUACGGGCGAGUUUAAGCUGGCCUGGCGCCGCCGACCUGCUCCACCGGACUCUGAGAAGUUCUACAACUUCACCACAUUAGCCUGCCAGCUUAAUGAAGAAGAGGAGGGCGUGGCGCCGACGGAUUCACGUCUGCGUCCCGACCAGAGGCUCAUGGAGCAAGGCAGAUGGGACGAAUCGAACCAGGAAAAAUUGCGCCUGGAGGACAAGCAGCGACAAGAGCGACGCCGGCGAGAGAACGAAGCGGAGGAGGCAGCGGCGGAGGGACGGCCGUAUCCAGCCUAUGAGCCCAUGUGGUUUAAACGCGAACAGCAGGAGGGCAGCGAGGAAUAUGUGCACGUGUAUAAGAACACCUACUGGGAGGCCAAGGCGGAGCAGAACUUUGAAGGCUGUCCAGAGAUAUACUAGACAGAAGUAGCCAACGGAACAGCCAUGGGAGCAACUGCGGCCACUACCACACAUAGCAGCCUUAGCGAAUAUUCUAAAGAUUUCAAAUAUGCAGCCUCCACACCCAUUGCACACAACCGACACACUUAAGCGGAACACGCUCCGACGGAUUGCGGAGCAGCACAUACGCAUAUAGUAGUACCACACUUCGAUUUAGUGCAUAUAUAUAAAUUAAUUCCUGUAAACUAACCAAGUUCGAUCCAUACAUUUGCAUCGAAAUUUACUAUGAUUAUAUCUGUUCUGACUUUCGGUUCCCCCCUCCCCAAUUUCUAGUGGCUUUCCAAACGAGGGCUAGACAAGUGAAAGCUUUUAAUCCGUGUUUUUGCUCUAAACCACUAGAUACCUUUCCUUUCCGCAGAAUGCAUAUUUCGCCUUUGUUGUGUAUAUAUUAUAUAUCGAACCGAAUCGAGAGCCGAGGAAGGAGCGAGAGAAUAUGUUAAAUGUUAUAAAUUUAUGCAAUUUAUUAUUAAAGUAUUAUUUAAAUAAAGCAA
Molecule: messenger RNA, 3264 nt
Organism: Drosophila eugracilis
Lineage: Eukaryota; Metazoa; Arthropoda; Insecta; Diptera; Drosophilidae
Gene: Osbp
Product: oxysterol-binding protein 1
Exons: 2
Coding region: 383-2734 (783 amino acids)
Cellular component (GO): membrane; cytosol; intracellular membrane-bounded organelle
Molecular function (GO): sterol binding
Source: RefSeq, a predicted model, not a curated record